This is a messenger RNA of Mesocricetus auratus (golden hamster), 1597 nucleotides long. RefSeq names its product small integral membrane protein 33 (gene Smim33). Lineage: Eukaryota; Metazoa; Chordata; Mammalia; Rodentia; Cricetidae. The record is from RefSeq and is a predicted model, not a curated record. The coding region runs from base 329 to 727 and encodes 132 amino acids. The transcript is spliced from 2 exons.
CCUAGGGAGGGAGUAACCAUCGACCAGGUGUCUGUAGUCUGUCAGAGGGGAAAUGGGCAGGGCAGUUUAGGCCCCUGAGCAGCAGGAGGCAUCAAAGGAAGUGCCUAAGAGAAAGAUCAAGGUACUCCCAGAGUUGAAGACUGGCCCUGUGUCUGCAGCCUAGAGUACAGGCGCGGGAAAGAGCAGGGAGGGUGUGUGCAGAGGGUGUGUGCCCAAGCACACCACGGACGUGGCAGCUCCGGGUAGGGGCUGAACGUAGGGCCGUGAGCUCUCUUCCUUUGCCCAGCUGGUAUCCAGUCCCAAGAGAACUCGACUCCAGCCCCGGACAAUGCACCAGGAUGCCCGCUAUCCUCAGCCUUCUCCGUCUGUGAAUGGUUCGCUGGAGCAGGAGCCUCAAAGGCGGCUCCCGGAGAUGCUGGGUGAGGUCUGGGAGAGCCCCCGAGAGGACGGGCUGCCUCUGCUCAUUGUCAUCAUCGCCGCCUUCGUUCUGCUAGCGCUCUGCAUCGUGCUGGCUGUGCACUGUGGACCCACAUUGCACAAGGGCCACGCCGCUCUCCUGACAGAGCCACCAGCACUAAAGCCGGAGAACGGCGUUUCCCUCAUCCACUGGCGACUGCUGGACCAGCCGGAGAGUCACACACAAACCCAGCGGGGACUUCCUACCCCUCACUCUGGCUCUGCCGGAGGUGGGCACAGGCCCAGCGUUGAUGAAGUCACGUAUCUGUAGGAGGGUGAUUUGGAGUCAGCCCCGACUGGUCUCAGAAACAAGAACCUGGACCGAAAAAGUGAAUUGGGACCUGGGGUGUCUGGACUCAGCCAGAGCAACCCUCAGGCGUUUGACGAGAAAGCUGCCCGUGGUGACAAGAAACAUAAAAGCCACCUAGGACCUUGCCCACAGACAUGGUGCCAAGGACACCCUUGCAACGUUUCCCCUCGGGGACCUCCGGAACCUCCUCUGGGUUCCUGUUCCCUUCUUGUACCUCUGGUCUCCAUCCCUGAGCAGGAAUAUCAGAGAAGGCCCUGCCUCCAAACAUUGCUGAUCCAGGGAGAGCUAAGGCAAGGGACUGUGGGAUGCCUUCUCUGUGACACUGGGUACUUGGAAAGGCGGCAACCUCUGUUGCCUUCCGGGGGAGCCUUGGCUGUUAGCCUAGGCCUUGUCCUGACACCCAGAGCCCUUGGAAUCCUUAAUCUCCACUUAGAGUUCCAAGACUGGGCCUUGAUUUGUCCCCCAACUCUGCCUCGACGUCCUAGGGUAUGAUGGGGGUAGUUUAGGGGCUCUUAUUACCUCUUACUUUCUGGGUGAGGGUGGGCCUGUUGGAACAAGCCUGAAUUUUGCUACAAAUCUGUUCCAGCUCCAGAACUUUCCAGCGAGAGUGGGAAAACAGAAAAAAGCAAAGGAACUCUAUGGAACUUGUUUGGGAAAGGAGGGAGCAUGGAGGGGAUCCAUCCCUGCCGGGAAGGAGCACAGUUCAUCCCGUGGUCAGGAAAACAAAGCUGGCCUAGGGUGCCUCUCUGGAAAGGUACCCCUUCCUCUGGUACCUCAGCACCUCACUCAUGUGCAGUCAGACACAUACAGACAUAAACCACACAAACUGGG